AUGGAUGUCAGGAGAACAGGACUAAAAAAACAUCAAAGCCAGUCACACACACAUCCCAGAGUAUUCAUACGGAACACCCUCUGUUUUCCCGUAUGCGGCGUGGAAAACGGGGCCAGAACGAUCCUGCAGAAACUUCCUGAGGAAAACUGCUCCGUCAGCCUUUCCCAAGCUCGAGGCCGGCUGUCGCGGAACCUCAGCCAGGGCUCCAGCGCUUCCUUCGCGACUCCACGGACGCUGUGCCCUGCAGGCAGCGUGGCCCAGCGCGUCCCAGACGUGCUCGGAAGUCGCGCGGGUUGCACCUGCCAGGUGGGGGACGCGUUUCUCGGGCGCUGCUGCAGGACGCGCUGUGGCCCGGGAGGCCUGCGAAGGUCAUUAGCGAACGCGCAAGGCUGGGGUCCGCCUCGCUCGCGAUUGGCGCGUCCUCGGGCCUCGGGGGUGUGGGGCAUCCCGCUGGAUCCCCUCAGAAGCCCUGCGGGCGACACCUGUGCGCGGGGCCCGCGCCCACAAGCCCUCAGCCCCGGCGGCUCCGGGGCCGCCCGCCCGCGCUCCCCGCCCGCCGCGCUCCAGGGCGGAGUUUCCUCCUCGGCUCAUUGCGGGGACCGGCGCGGACGGGACGGGAGUCGCCGCAACCGCGGGCGGGGGCCGCCGCCGCGCAGACACCGCCAGAGCUGUCGCCGCCGCCGCUCCUCUGCCGCUGGCUCCGCGCCCCAGCACCGCUCUGCGGCAGCAGCGAGGAGGAAGGGCCGCCGGAGCGCGACUCGGGAGCCCUGGGCCACCGCGGGCCGCCGCGGCCACCGCCAGGCCUCCCCGAACGCCGCCUACGCUCCCGCCGCCUCGACGCAAGGACCCUCCGCCAGCCCCGCAGACACCUGCUCCAGACCCCGAGGCGAGGACACGAUGCGCUCCCCACUGGCUCUCUCGGCGCUGCUGCUGCCGCUGCUGCUGUCGCCGCCGUCGUCGUCGUCGUCGCCGCCCUUGCAGAAUGCAGCCACGUCCUGCUCAGACACCAGCGUAAGCGCUGCAGGCUGCAGCCAGCAGAACCGGACUACAGCAGCCAGUGGCCCAACACAAAGUUCAAACACUGUCAUGCAAAGCACAGCUCCAGCUUCCAGCAGCACAGGGGCAACUUCAGCCGUGGUCAACGAGAGCCCCCCGACGACAGCAAUGGGUGGGAAGCCAACCUCGGGCACUCAUACCACAGCUGCUGAUGACCCAAAGACUACUGACCGUUCAGGCAGCAUGACACCUACACCGUCUACUAUGUUGGCUGAGACCGAAACCACUAGAGGCCAGAGUGGAGUGAAAGAUUCAGCCACGCCUGGAAACCAGAGUAGCCACAGCGUUACCACAAACCCCACAGCCACGAAGGGAGAAAAGGAGGUGACUCUGCACCCCACCACUGUGCCUCGCACCCCGAUACUGACUUCUCUUCCUCCUGCUUCGACCGUCCCAGUCACCCCUCACCAGUCGACUGGUGUUUCUUUGAAGCCCCCCGAGAGCUCUCCCAAGGAACAAGACAAUCUCACUACAGCUUCAAGGAGCCCAGGCACAGAGGCUGGCUCGGGGCCCCCCUCCACACCCGAGGGGAUGCCUGCCACGCCGACACCACUGGUUACCUCACAAGAAGCUCAACACACCUCCCACUUGAUGCCAGCUGUCCCUACAACCUCUUCCUCUGAGGCACCGCUGCCCCCAGGCACAUCAUCGUCCCCAGGCACUUCAUUGGGAACUGUGGCCACGCCUCCUGUCAGAGGACCCACAAGCUCCAGCACGGAGUCGACUUCAGCUGUCCCCCAAGGCUCCUACACACACCCCACCUUGACUCUUGGGAAUAAUAUCCAGAUACAGUGCGGGCCUUCUGAAAGCCUGAAUGAGACUCAGCUGCUCGUCCUGAACUUUACGGGGACCAGUCCCUGUGAAAGGAGCCCUCCAGAUGACAAACUAGUCACACGUCUGUGCCGAGCAGUCAAAGCCACCUUCAACUCAGUGCAGGACCAGUGCCAAAUACUGCUGGCACCUGUUCAGAACAGCCAGGCGGUGGCAGUCAAAAACAUCUUUAUCCAGACAAACUUCCUUCCCAAGGACAUAUAUGAAGUGCUGAAGGACCAAUGGGACUACCUGAAAGAGGCGGGAGUCAGUGACAUGAAGCUGGGGCAUCAAGGACCCCCGGAAGAGGCUGAGGACCGCUUCAGCAUGCCCCUCAUCAUCACCAUAGUCUGCAUGGCAUCCUUCCUGCUCCUCAUUGCCGCCCUCUAUGGCUGCUGCCACCAGCGCCUCUCCCAGAGGAAGGACCAGCAACGACUAACAGAGGAGCUGCAGACAGUGGAGAACGGUUACCAUGACAACCCGACUCUGGAAGUGAUGGAGACCUCUUCUGAGAUGCAGGAGAAGAAGGUGGUCAACCUUAAUGGGGAGCUGGGGGACAGCUGGAUCGUCCCUCUGGACAACCUGACGAAGGACGAUCUCGAGGAGGAAGAAGACACACACCUCUAAUCGGGCCUGCUGGUGGCCGCCCGCAGCCCCGCAGAGCUCCAUGCGGACCACCCAAAGUGCCGUUUGGACAGGGGAGGAAAUCUCCUUCCCAUUUGAGGAGGGAAGACAGGGGAGGGACAGUGGACUCUGAGUGUUACCUCCUCCCAAUACCCCCCACGCCUUAAUUUUCCCCUUUUCAAGCAGGACAAAUCACAUUCUGUCUAGUUUCCUCUUGUAAAAUAACCCACUAGUGCCUGAGCUCAGUGCUUCUGGAAGAUGAGAGAGAGCCAUGUAAGGGACUUCAGAGAUCAUCUAGUGGAAUCCCUUCAUUUCACAGGUGGGGUUACUGAGGCCUAAAGAGAGUAAGUGACUUGACACAGCCACCUGAUGACAGUCAGGAUGGAAACAAAGACACCCUUCCCCUUAGUCCAGUGCUCAUUUUCACCCCUCCAUAGCCGCCCUGAUUGGGGAACUCAGCUGGUGAAUGGGCUGAAGGGAGAGCAGGCCCUAUCCUGUCCCAGUGGGAUCUGAUCACUUCCAAGUACAUGCCCAAGUUUUCUAUUUCCCACCCCAUCCUUGUCUGCCAGAGUUCCUGCCCCCUUCAAUUUCCCCCCUCCCUUCACUCAAUUUUUAUUCCCACUUCGUCACAGGGCCCCUGGGGUUAGCAUAGGACCUUCAUGAUCUUGAACUCCUUGUUCUGGAUUCUGAUUUGCUUGCAUUUGCUUAGUGAGAUUGGGACUUAGCCCACACAAGACUCCAGUGUGAAUGAGGUCUGCUUGAGGGAUUUGUGCACAGAUGAGGAGAGAAGGGGAAGCUCUUCAUCCCCGGUGGCCUCUGCAGUGCACCUGGUUAGGGGUCAGCACUAACACUGGCCCGUGUCCCAAGGUGCUUCUUGAAGAGGCUCCCCAAUAUCUCCUGUGGCCUUCCAUGCCCACAGGGGACUGAAAUCUGCAGUAGCUGCUGAAAGCAAAGUGUUCCUAUUUUGUUCACUGCUUAGCUGGUGGGGGUGAAGACUCAAGCUGGGGACCCCCUGAGACCCAGAGUGAGAGAGCAAUAGCUGUAGGACAGACCUCUCCCAGGGCCCCCAGUCAGCAGAGAUGUGUCUUAGCUGACAAUGGAUUGACACAGCCAGGAGGGACAGGCUCUACUCUCUAUUUCAUAGGAAACUCAGGGACUUUUCAAGUUGCUGGGAGUUUGUUAUAUGUGUUUGUUUGUUUGUUUUUUAAUCCAGCCCUCCACUGCCAAAGGCCAAAGCUCAAAUUGUUGGAAACUUGCCGUUAGCUCAUCUCCCUGAUUCUGAGCCUCCUGUGUGCAGGGAAAGAAAGGCUCAGAACAUAUGCCGUGCAGUUUAGGGUGCAGAAGGGCGGUUUAUUCCCAGUGACUUGUUGCAGUCCUGGCAUGAAGUUAGGCCUCGCUGUUUCCUCUUCUCUAUAGUCCUAAAGGGGCUGCUGUAGUUCUCCUGCAGUUUCUGGAGGCAUCUCAGGGAAACACAAAGCCAUGCCUCUUCCUGGUAGAGGGUUUGUAUGGGCUCAGCAGUUAGCUGCCAUAUAGAAGGCUCCUGAGGACUGGACACAGUGAGGUUUAAUUUGAUUUUCUGAGAAAGGGGAAUCCUGCGUGGAAUUUCGAACUUUGGCCAUGGUCUCUAUUGUUCCUGAGCAUAAAUUCCCUGGAGCCAAGUAAGAAGAUGGGCAGAACUUCUUAAGGGAAUUAAAACUUAUUUUAGGGCAAAAAGUUGCAACACCAGGGUUUUCCAGGCAGACCCAGACUGCAGUAGUUCUGGUGAAACAGGCUAUGUAUGUGCUUCGGGGCAGCUUAUUUUUAAGAAAGGUGCAGGGCAGGGAGGAGAGAGUCAAGGGAGGAUCUCUGUCCUUCCCGGGCUGCCUUGAUUACUUCUUUAUACUCUGUAGCUGUUUGAAAUCCUAGGGUAAAAGGAAGGCCAGGGGUUCAAGUAGGGCUCCCAGCAAGUUUCCUGAGAGAAGAGAUGCUAGGUUAACAAGGAUCCAAGAGCAUUUUCCCUCAUUCUCUAGCAUCUGGAGGUUAGGCAGGAUGGAGAACAGUGCCAGUUUUGGGGGAAAUAGAGGAAAUCUUAUUAGCCCUGGAAAGAACCAAACCAGCAUUUGGUUCUUUCCGGCCAGUGGGUUUCUGUCAUGGCCUCUGUGAGAGAGGCCAGACUGGAUUAUUACUUCUUUGCUGACUCUGGGUCACGUUUCACCAGUCAAGGCUUUCAACAGAGGCAGCAAAUAUGCCUCUGCAAACUGACCAAGGCUGCAACCCCAAGGCCUCUUGGAGAGAGGUGGUGACUGGCAAGGACCAGAGAACAGAAAUUAUGUCAUUAUGCCUGGUCAAGAGGAAUGACUAUGGUUCUAUCCAAGGAGAACCUGGAGAAGCUUUGGGCUUAUUCAGAGGUUUCUUCUUUUUGUGUAUCCAAAUUGUGUUGCUCUAGCCUUUUAGGGCAACUUCAGACUCCAGUACCUUCCCUUGCCCUUGCUGCUGGGACAUUCGUGUCAACGGGCUACACAGCCAUGCAUCUGUAAUGGUCAUUUUCUUCCCCCAUCUUUACUGGGUUCUAAAUGCUGUCUGGUAAUUCAGAUGCUGGGGCUGAGAAGAGGUAAGAGGAACACUGGGAGCUCAGCAGGACUUUAAGUGAGCUGUACGAAAGAGAGGUUAUGAACUCUUUAUUUCAAUGGCUAACUAUGGUUUCCCCAAGCUGCACAAAAGGCCAGUAAUUAUGAAUCCGAUGAUUGGACAAAAGCCAGCAAGAAGCAUGCUUUUGUGUGAGUGGGGAGAGAAGCAGCAGUGCUUAUGAAGGAGGUACAGAAUAUUCUUUGCAUCGUAAAACACAAUACGGGUUCAAUCCAGUCUAGACACCAGAUUUUUUCCCCCUCUUGAUAAGGAAAGCUAGCAAAGAGUUUAUUUAAACCACUUCUUGAGCUUUAUCUUUUUUGACAAUAUAAUGGAGAAACAUUGAAGAACAAGUUCAAAUUGAUAUAUAUACAUAUUUUUUGAUAAUGUAAAUAAAACAGCCACAUGUUAACCCACCCUGCACUGCUUUAAGUGAAUAUACUUUGAAAAAACAUUUGUUAGCUGAGAUGGCUAAGCUUUUUUUUCUCUGAAUAGGAAUGUAAAUGUCUAUCUGAUUAGGAAUGACAAGCUUUUAAUUUUUUUUUUUUAACAAAAAAUGAAACAUAACAAGACAGGCUGAUGACAAAGUAUUUGUCUUGCAGAUCGAGUGCUUUUACUUCAAAAUAUGACCCUCACCUCCUCCCUAGCAGUCCCACCCCAUUAUAGUCAAGGUUGGAAUCAGUGUGCACUAGUUAGAAGGUGACACUGUAGUCAUAAGGAGUGGGUUUUACAGAUCUAGUCCAAUCUUUUUCUACAGAAAAAGAACCUGAAGUCCAGAAAGACAUAAUGAUUUGGCUAAAAUUACAUGGUUAGGGACAAAUAGGAUUAAAACCUGGAUCCACAGACUGUCCAGUGCUAUGUGCCUCAAAGGAAUCAGUGAAUUAAGGACUGCCGCUCAUAGGCACCAGAAUAACACAAAGGACAGCAUUCCCUUCCCAAAUCUUACCCCAGCCAAGCUAGGGAGAGCAAGAAAACAAAAAUGGGAGCCCCACUGGGCUUCUCCACUUCUCAGUCAUUUAGGUCUAAGAUGUAAACAUACAAUUCUUUCUGCCAAGAAACAGUUUUGAAUGAGCUUUUACAUAUGGAACUUCUACUAGCAGGACUAUGGGUCAAAGGGAACAAGCUAGGGGGAGACAGGGCAAGAGUAAAACAAUGGCAUAGCUUUUGUCAUUGUCACUAGCUGAAAACCCAACGCUGAGUGAAAGGAGGGAAUUCCUAAUUGAUGUGGGUCUUUGUUAUUAGCGAAUGUUAAAGUUUGCCCAGGAGACUGCAGGAACGUGUCUUCGUGGACAGGGGUCUGAAGUACACUGGAAUUUACUGAGAAACUUAUUUGUAAAGAUUGUAGUUAAUUAUUGCAUUUUCUUACAAAAAUAUAUUUUGGAAAAUUGUAUACUAUUAAAGUGUUUUUGUGUAAGCUGGUUCAGUCCCUGGUAUUUUGCUCCAGUUGGCUUAAGUUCCUCACAUGUGCGUGAGGCUCAUCACCAAAGCACCCGAGGCCAUCACGUGGGUCCCAUGAAUGCAGCACCUUGCUCUUAGUUAUGCUCGCUGAACUACGCACAGAGAGCAGGAGAAAAGGAGGGAAACUGAGGAAAAGGAAAAGGGAGACCUUGGAGGUGGCGAUGGUUCUCCACGUGAUCUCAGCCUGUCCCCCAACAUUGCUUUAUAAAUGUACUGUCCUCUCUCCUUCCGCCUCACAUACAAACAUGAAUCACCACCACCAGAGGUCCCAA
Molecule: messenger RNA, 6824 nt
Organism: Cynocephalus volans (Philippine flying lemur)
Lineage: Eukaryota; Metazoa; Chordata; Mammalia; Dermoptera; Cynocephalidae
Gene: PODXL
Product: podocalyxin like
Exons: 10
Coding region: 1-2493 (830 amino acids)
Biological process (GO): positive regulation of cell-cell adhesion mediated by integrin; negative regulation of cell-cell adhesion; regulation of microvillus assembly
Cellular component (GO): microvillus membrane; apical plasma membrane
Source: RefSeq, a predicted model, not a curated record